Molecule: messenger RNA, 903 nt
Organism: Venustampulla echinocandica
Lineage: Eukaryota; Fungi; Ascomycota; Leotiomycetes; Helotiales; Pleuroascaceae
Exons: 4
Coding region: 1-903 (300 amino acids)
Cellular component (GO): membrane
Source: RefSeq, a predicted model, not a curated record
AUGACGAAAUGCCUUCCCCUCACUGAUCCGGACAACCUAUGGUCCUUCUGCCCUUCGACCCCAGCAGCUGUUCUCUUCACUGCCUUGUUUGGAAUUACCACCGUGGUACACACGUUCCAAGCCAGCAAGUUUCGUGCCACCUUCUGCUGGACUAUUAUCAUGGGCGGGGCCUGGGAAACAAUUUCGUUCGCUAUCCGCAUCAUUUCCAUUCGAAAUCCCACUUCCCAAGGACCCUAUACACCAUGGUUUCUCCUUUUCCUGCUAGCGCCCCUGUGGAUCAAUGCAUUUGAUUAUAUGCUACUCGGCCGCAUGGUAUUCCAAUACCUGCCAAACCAGAAGCUGCUGGGAAUCCGAGCAAAGAGAAUGGCUCUAUUAUUUGUGGUCCUGGAUGUUGCUUCCUUCAUAAUCCAAAUCGGAGGCGGUAUUAUGGUAACCAGCAAGAACGAAAAUACCAAGAAAAUGGGCCUACAUAUCUACACCGGCGGCCUCGUGCUCCAGGAGGCUUUCAUCCUCUUCUUCCUAUACCUCGUAGUCACUUUCCAACGCCGCCUCAAAAAGGAAGCAACACUUGAGGAAAGACGCGAUGCCAAAAGGCUACUUCUCUUCCUGUACAUUACUCUAACAUUGAUCUCCUUGCGUGUCAUCUACCGCAUCCUCGAAUUCGCAGACUAUAAUAGCGCCCUCACGAAGGAAUUGUGGUUCAAAGAAGCGUAUCAGUACGGGCUCGAUGCCGCUCCUAUGUUCCUUGCUCUGAUCGCUGGGAAUAUCCUUCAUGUUGGAACGGUUAUCCCUGGUAAUAAGAACAAGUUUAUCCCCAUCCCUGGACGUCCGGUUGAGUUGAAUAAUAAAGUGGGCAAUGGCUACAAUGGUAGCAGCGAGGGAGUUGUUUAUAAUCAUGCAUGA